AUGUUGGCACACAAUGGAACACCAAGAGCGAACCUGUCGAGGGAAGUAGGCCGCGCACGAGGAUCGUGGCGGAGGCACGUCGGCGGCGGUGGUGAAAUGUACGGUGGGCGGCGCCGCGCACGCUGCCCCGCCCAGCCUUUCCCCGGCCGCCCCGCCCCACCCCACCCCUCCUACCCCUCAGCAACCACCAUCCAUACCGAAGACUUGCGUAACCCUCCGCUAUUCCCUACACAGAUACGCCCGAAGCAAUCUGCACGGCCCGCAACGGAAUCUCUUGCAAAAUCGGUACUAAAACCUUUCAACCCCCACGCCAUAAAC
This is a messenger RNA of Iphiclides podalirius (scarce swallowtail), 318 nucleotides long. Lineage: Eukaryota; Metazoa; Arthropoda; Insecta; Lepidoptera; Papilionidae. The record is from the annotation of a GenBank genome assembly.